AAUUUUUCCUCUCCUCCCCCCUUUCCCUUUUCCCUCGGCUUCCUCUCUUUCCUUGCACACCCCCGUCCCCCCUCCCCUCCACCCCACCUCCUCCAGCUCUUUCUGUGCAAUUGCACGAAGCUGCCGGGCGCGCGCAUGCACGCACACACCCGCGCGCACCGUGGAGGCGGAUAAUAAUCCAGCCAUAUUUCUGCAGCAGCAGCAGCAAGCAGGCGAGCCUGGCUGCCGCCGCCGUUGCAAGCAGCCAUCCGCCGGGGGAGCCGUGAGUACCGGGCAGGCGACUGGCUCGCUGCUCCCGAAGGCGCCUCUCAGGAUGUGUGCUGUUCAGGUGAAACUGGAGCUUGGGCACCGAGCCCAGGUGAGGAAGAAACCCACGGUGGAGGGUUUUACCCAUGAUUGGAUGGUGUUCGUCAGAGGACCGGAGCAUAGCAACAUUCAGCACUUUGUGGAGAAAGUCGUCUUUCACUUGCAUGACAGCUUCCCGAGGCCAAAAAGAGUGUGCAAAGAUCCACCGUACAAAGUUGAGGAAUCUGGGUAUGCUGGUUUCAUUUUGCCAAUAGAGGUUUACUUCAAGAACAAGGAAGAACCGAAGAAAGUCCGCUUUGACUAUGACCUAUUCCUUCAUUUGGAAGGCCACCCACCUGUAAAUCAUCUUCGCUGUGAAAAGCUUACAUUCAACAAUCCAACGGAAGAGUUCAGAAGAAAGUUGCUGAAAGCAGGAGGGAUCAUGGUAAUGUCAGAUGGAACCUCAGCUGCUUCAGGGCAGAGUCUUCACCUCCUGAACCUUCCCAGCAAUUCCCUGUCUUUUUCUGAAGUGAAGAAGAAAUCAUCUCAUGGGCCGAAGGACCCAAGUAAGAUUAUAAGCACUUGCAGCAGCAGCAGUAACAGUUUUUCAAAGCCCCAUAAAUCAAAUAAGGAGCACAAGGAGAAACCUUCUAAAGACUCGAAAGAACAUAAAAGUGCCUUCAAAGAACCUUCCAGGGAACAUAACAAAUCUUCCAAAGAAUCCUCCAAGAAACCCAAAGAAAACAAACCACUAAAGGAUGAAAAAAUAGUUCCUAAAAUGGCCUUCAAGGAACCCAAACCCAUGUCAAAGGAGCCAAAAUCGGAAAACAGCAUCCUUACCAUAGCAGGUGGGCAGCAACAAGAGAGGAAAGCCCCCACGAAAAGGCCUCCGGGGAUGGAUUCUGAGGAUCUCGCAGCCAAAAAGAAGAGGAAAAGUGGCUCAGAGGCUUUAUUUAAGAGUUUUUCCAGUGCUCCCCCACUGAUACUUACUUGUUCCACGGCGGACAGAAAACAGACAAAGGAUAAAUCUCAGUUUAAGAUUGGGAAAGUCAAAAUGGAAAGCGAGACACUGGAAAAGAAGAAGACCACAUUACCCCCGUUUGAUGAUAUUGUGGAUCCUAACGAUUCCGAUAUGGAGGAGAACAUGUCCUCGAAAUCUGAAUCUGAGCAACCCAGUCCUGCCAGUUCAAGCUCCAGCUCCAGCUCGAGUUUCACGCCGUCUCAGAACAGUCGACAACAAGGUCCUUUGAGGUCUAUAAUGAAAGAUCUGCAUUCUGAUGAUAAUGAAGAUGAAUCUGACGAAGCAGAUGAGAAUGACAAUGACUCUGAGAUGGAGAGACCUGUAAAUACUCAUGUAGGAAGCAGGGGCCGCAGGGUUAGUCUAAGCGAUGGAAGUGACAGCGACAGCAGUUCAGCAUCUUCACCCCUCCGCCAUGAACCCCCACCUUUAUUAAAAGCCAACAGUAACCAGAUUCUAGAAGUGAAGAGUCCUAUAAAGCAGAGUAAAUCUGAUAAACAGAUUAAGAAUGGUGAUUGCGAUAAGGCAUAUCUUGAUGAACUAGUUGAGCUUCACAGAAGGUUAAUGACACUAAGGGAAAGACAUGUACUGCAACAGAUUGUAAACCUCAUAGAAGAAACGGGACAUUUUCAUAUCACAAACACAACCUUUGACUUUGACCUUUGCUCACUGGACAAAACCACAGUUAGGAAGUUACAGAGUUACCUGGAAACGGCUGGCGCAUCCUGAGCACACGGCAGCUGGCUGCAUCGGAAACUGUGCUCUCUCUUUUUUAAAAAAAGAAAUAAAACAUUCAGAGUGAUGCAACCAAAAUGGCAGCAAACAAACGAAACCAACCAACUCUCUUCAGCUUUAUUUUUUUGUUUAAAGCCAGUUGUCAUCUCUUGAUAAAGGAGAAGAAAUGUGACAAGCCUCAGAGGAUUCGCUCUUCUCGCCAAGGAAAUGAUGCUCUGGAAGAGUUAGCCUGGAUAGCCUUGAAAAAAAAAAACACUUAAUGAAUGUGUAUGGUAUCAUGUAUCUCUCUAUGUGGUGUCCCAGGCCACAAGACGAAUGCAUGUUCAACACACUGCCUUAUUACAUAACUGAUCUAUUUAUUAUUGCAUACGCAUAUUCUGAAGUCCUUGAGGGAAGGACUCUGCCAGAUGUUACAAGUCCUUGUGUCCUGUGUAUUCUCUCCUUUGAUCCAGCGCCACCUUCUGACCUUGCGCCUGUUUUGGACGCCACUGUUUCCUGACCUUUGGGUAUCCCCUUGAGUAGUUUAAAAGCCCCGUUGUCUUGUUUCCGUUUUUGCAGUCCCCCCAAAACGAGAUGCCAAGUUGGGGAGCGGGGAUGGCAAAAAAAAGUCUCUCCUUUUUUUUACUGUUCAGUCUGCCGUAGCAGAAUGCCCCCCGCCCCCCAAGAUAUCCUCGUGUGUUGACCUUGGACCACAGUAGAAAAUGCGCCAAAUAGAACCACGAUUUGCUUUCUAGCCUUAGUCAGUAAACCGGUAGGACGUUCAUUAAAAGGAAAGAAGUGUUAUUGUAUACUAUCCUAAAUCCAGCAUUUUUUCCAUCAACAUCUUUGUGUAUGUUUUAAUGUGUUAUUAGAUACCUACAAAAGUGGAAGCACUCUAGAAUUUUGCCAUAAAAAAAGAAGAGAACUAGUCCCGUUUUCUAUGGAAAUGUUGUAGAAAGUCCUUAAUUUGGAGCUAUUUAUUACUUAGGAGUUCCAGCACUCAACUGCCAUGGGGUGCAGUUCAUUCUUUCUGUUACUAAAAAUAGAGGCAUAAAUUUGGUUCUUUGUUCAUACAGUAUAUUAUAAUCUGUUUACUUUAGAUUUCGGUUUUGCCUCUUGUUCUACCCGAUCAAUUAAAACAUUUUCAUUUAGGCAGUUAGACAAUGACAGGAUGGGAAACUUUCAGAAUUUCAGUACUUGUUAAGUAACAUUCAUUGAUCGUAGGGCUGUCAACCCAAUUAAAAAAAAUAGUUGAUUAAUCAUGUUAAUUUUAAUUGAUUAAUCAAUUACACCUGCAGAAGUUUGCAUGUGAAUAAACAAUACUUCUGAAGAUAGAAGUCUACUUUCCUUAUUUUUAGAAGAUUCAUGCAUAUAUCGCUGUAGGCAUCAUCUUAGAAGACACAUUUCCUUCUGUAAUUGAAAAGUAGAGGGGGAUGCCUUUUCUAAGACGGCACCUGUCAUCCACAGUUUUUGUAAGUACUUGUAUUAAAUAUAUAUUUUUCAAAAUAAUAAUAAUAAUCUGCUGUGCAGUUAAGGGAAAACAUUUUCAGUUGGCUAACAGAGCAUCCUAUGGUUGGUUGGUUGGUUGGCUGGUGGGGAGAGCGGAAGAACUGCCACUUCCUACCGUAAUGCCUGCCAGGCCUGCACCAGCCAGGGCAGAAGGUAGGCAGCAGCCCUCCCGCUAGUGGAGUAGGAAAGCUGAAAUAAUGCCAAUAUAUUUCACACCUGGCAACCAAUGCGCUUGCCCCUUGGGUUUCAGAUAGUACAUGGGUAGACAGAGCUAAAAAGCCUGAGACACAUAUUUUCACGGCCCUCUGGAGAGUAUGGUGGCUCAUUUACUGCAAUAUGUUUAGCCUUUUGCAGUAAAUUCGAUUCUCCUGCAAUAUGUUUAGUCUAUUGCAGUAGACUCGAUUCUACCCAAACCUCCUGAUGCAUAUUUUGCCCUAGGAGGCAUAGUUUGGUCAGAAUCGAGUUAACGCUAAAUAAAGACAUGACUUCUGGUAGAUGAGUUACCGAUGCUCUUUAGAAGGCUGCAAAAAUGGGUGUCCUGGGCUUUUUAAGCUCGUCUACUCAUGUACUUUCUGAAACCCCAAGGGCACAUUGGUUGCCCCCCCCCAGCUCUGCUACUCCACUACACACUUUUUCCCCUUCCCCUUGGUUUCGAUAGCAGGGAAAAUGAGAUGUCGGCUCCAGAGUUGAUGUCUCUUUCCUCCCUCCUUGGGGUCAUGUCAGUGGAACAGGUGAGCUUAGAUCUGGCAGAUCCACAAUUUUCCCCCUUUUAUCCUCAAUCGCUGCAAUAAGGAGGCCCCCAAUGGCAAAGCUCCUCCACCUUCUCCAGACCUCCCACUCCGCUGGCAGAGAGCGGAGGUCCACAACAUUCAAAGGACCCUCUGUCGCCCUCUUCAGGAGCUUAGGAUUGCUCCCUAAAAGGUUCUGAAUUGGCUAAACAUUCUGCCACCUUCAGUGCUCUUUUUCUAGGAAAAAAGGUGCCAGAACUCACCAUGUUCUCUUCGAAUGCCAGUGGCACCCACCUGAGAGGGGCCAGAACUGAGUUCCGGCUGGGGGAAAAUAUAUCCCUGACCAUCCUAAUUUUCAGAAAGAUUUCUUUUCGGUUAAAAAUAUUACUUUGAUUGAACUAAUCAGAAACCCUGGGGAAGAGACGCUUACUGGAAGAAGCCAUUCAAGUUAGGAUUUCGGUUUUUACUCUCAUAUGAAAGAUGUUGCUUAAGAAAUACUUCUGGGUCCAAAGGAUCUGUCAGCCUUAAAAAAAAGAAAAGAAAAGAAAAAAGCCUGUGUUUGAGAAGCCACCGUAUUCCCAGUGUCUGUCUGUUUGCCAGGUGCCAGCUAUUGCCACGGAGUCCACCUGUAGAAGCAUCUGUGAGUGUCAACAUUCCAUGCGCAGGGUUUUGUGCGUUAAUGUAAAAUUAGGUUCCUACUUAGGGGUAUUUCUUCAUAAUCAAAUGGGAAUUCUUAACUCUUGUUUCUUUAAGUCCAAAGAAAUUGUUUCCUUUUUUCCCCUCUUUUUUGUAUGUGUGUAUGUUUGGGUGGGUGUCCUUGUUUUUUUAAAUUAAAAUGUUGUUUGACCAUAAUCUAUGGAAAGUCUUUCUCAGGCUUCCGAAAGAACAAGUGUACUUUUUCUUCAGUAAUGUUAUGACUCUUAUUGAUGAUUGGCAUGAAACAUACUUGAAGCGUUACGUUCUUUUUUAAGUCCACAUGUUAAUUAAUGUGCAAUUGUUGGAGUGGGAGGUUUUUGAAAUCUCUUGACAUCAAGCAUAUGAUGUGAUGUUGGAGUGUGGAGGGGGUGUCUGAGUGGGGUAUUUUUUACACUUUUGUUAACAUUUUUAUAUGAAACGUUUGAAAAGGCUAUCUUUCACUUUUUUUAAUAGUGCACAUUCGACAUGUUUCAUUUCAGUUGAACACAAAAAAGUGUGUGCUUUUUUGGUCCAUUUUGACUUUUCUAGCUAAAUUUUGUGGCAAAAACUCUUUAAGAGGUUGUUGGAAGGAGCACAGACCCGCAUAACAUUUGAGUAUAUAUUGGACAAAUCACUUUUUAUUUUGUUUUUGUUUUUUAUAAAAACCUGGCAAAAUAAGUCCUUGGAGCCACAAAAAUAGUAGCUGGUGUACAGAAUUUGUGGGGGUGGAGGGGUUAACUAUGUAAAGGGAAUAUUACUGCAAUUACAGUAGACUCUUAACUCUGACUUGCAUGUAGUUCAUCAGUCACCCUUAUAAAAUGUUAGUUCUCUAGUUUGGUGAGAAUGAGGAUGGAAUAAACACAUUUCAGCUGCA
Messenger RNA from Zootoca vivipara (common lizard), 5803 nucleotides. Lineage: Eukaryota; Metazoa; Chordata; Lepidosauria; Squamata; Lacertidae. The record is from RefSeq and is a predicted model, not a curated record.